AUGGAAGGUUAUUUGAUGGAAAUAACCCAUGCACUUAUGAAUGAUGAACCUUUUUUCUUGGAUGUUGAUAUAAAAGAUGUGAUUGAUCAUAAGUCUUUCUUUGAUGGUUUGAGUUCACUUUUGGCAAGUUCACCAAAUAACAGUUAUCAAGAUCAGAUGACCGAAACAAUAACAAUUGAAACUCAAGAUUCAGGCCCUGGAGAAUCAUAUGAAGUUGCGGGGUCUUGCAAUUUGGAUGAGCCUUGCACUUUAAACAGUGAAGACCGAGAAAUUCCAUGCAAUGAAGAUGUGAAUCCUUCUCCAAUUAAACAAGAAGUGGAUGCUUUACGCACGAUUGUUGAUCAUCCACCACCAGAAGCAGAAGAGUUACUUAUUGAAAGUGAUGAAGAUGUUCCUUAUUUCUCAGAUGUCGAGGCAAUGGUAUUGAUCCCUGAUAUGGACUUGGAUCCAGAUGACCAAGAUUUAUGUGACUGGGAAAUCGCUAGAUAUCAGCACGAAGAUAGUAAAAGAGCAACUAUAAGGAGAGAGCAGGGUCCCAAUUCUUACAUGCAAAGGGCCAUUGCAUCCAAUGGAGCCUUUGCUAUUUUAUACGACCGUCAUUCCAAUCAUUAUUAUAUUAAGAAGCAUCAGAUUUUACUUGGUAGAACAAAAGAAAAUUUCAUUGUUGACAUUGACUUAGGAAGACAAGGAUGUGCUAACAAUGUGUCAAGGCAGCACGCAAUAAUCAACAUGGAAGAAGAUGGAUCUUUCCAUCUUAAAAACCUCGGCAAAUGUUCGAUAUCGAUAAACAGUGAAGUAGCUCCUGGGCAUAGCCCAAGUCUAAAUUCUGGAUGUUUGAUUCAGAUAAGGGGAAUCUCGUUGAUCUUCGAGACCAACCAGACGUGUGAAGCAGUAUUUGAAUAG
Messenger RNA from Gossypium raimondii (Peruvian cotton), 903 nucleotides. RefSeq lists its product as uncharacterized. Gene Ontology annotation, biological process: positive regulation of transcription by RNA polymerase II. Gene Ontology annotation, molecular function: G-quadruplex RNA binding; protein binding. Bases 1 to 903 code for a protein of 300 amino acids. The transcript has 7 exons. Gene Ontology annotation, cellular component: NSL complex; Ino80 complex; MLL1 complex. The record is from RefSeq and is a predicted model, not a curated record. NCBI's taxonomy places the organism in Eukaryota, Viridiplantae, Streptophyta, Magnoliopsida, Malvales, Malvaceae.